AUGGAGAAGAAGAUUACAGAGAAGAUCGCGGCCUUGCCGCCGGAUGCCAAUUACUUCUCGCUGGAGUUCUUCCCUCCUAAGACUCGGAUGGGUUUUGCGAACCUGUCUGCACGUCUGGAGCGCAUGGCCCAGGCCCUACGCCCGCUAUUCGUGACGGUCACUUGGGGUGCAGGCGGAAGUACUGCAGCCCGUUCCCUUGAGCUAGCGGAAGUCUGCCAGCGCCAGUUGCAGUUGACAACGGUGCUGCAUCUCACAUGCACGAACAUGAGCCGCGCACUGGUGGAUAUGGCGUUGGAGGAGGCCAAGGUGUUGGGCAUUCGCAAUAUCCUGGCUCUGCGAGGAGACCCGCCGCGCAGCGAGGAAUACAACAUGCACGGCGAGGACGACAGCAACAAGGACUUUACUUUUGCCGUUGACCUAGUGCGGUACAUUCGCAAGCAGCAUGGCGACUACUUCUGCAUUGGUGUUGCUGCCUAUCCCGAGGGUCAUCCUGCCGACUCGUUCCAGGAUGUCCAGGACCCGGUCCGCGAUCUGCCAUACCUCAUUGAGAAGACUCAGGCCGGAGCAGACUUCAUCAUGACCCAGCUCACAUAUGAUAUUGAGGCAUACCAGAAGUUUGAGAAUAUGCUUCGGAAUCACGAGUCUGGCGUUUUCAAGACCAUUCCCAUCAUCCCGGGUUUGAUGCCCAUUCACAGCUACAAGAUUCUUACCCGAGUGACGAAGCUUAGCCACGUGCACAUCCCAGAUCCCAUUGCUAAGCGUAUGGAGGAGCUGAAGCAUGAUGAUGACGCCGUCAAGCGGGCCGGUGUGGAUAUUGUCAGCGAGAUCGUUGGUGGCAUGCAAGAGCUCAAGUCUCCCGGACCACGAGGAUUCCAUUUCUAUACUUUGAACUUGGAGAAGACGGUGUCGUUCAUUCUAGAGCGAUGCGAUCUCAUUCCUGCCUCAACUGAUAUCGAAGAUGACUAUGCUAUUGUGGAGGUUGAUGGUGUUGUGCCUCUUGGUGCGUCAGCUCGCCUGGCCAAACGUCGGGCCUCUUCUAUCAACUCUCAGCCGCAUAAUCGUGUGAUUGUGGACAAGCUUUCCUCCAAGGUGUCCUCCCAUGAUUCCGUCCACGAGGCUCUUGCCAACAGCGUGGGACAGCCGGCAAUGCCUCCCGGCCGUGGAACAACCCUUCAGAUUUCCGAAGGUCUAGGCUCUCUCGGCAGAGAGGCCACAUGGGAUGACUUCCCUAAUGGUCGAUGGGGUGAUGCCCGCUCUCCAGCUUUCGGUGAGAUUGAUGGGUAUGGCCCGUCACUCCAUGUCACUUCUGCCGUGGCCCGCCGGAUCUGGGGCCACCCCGUUGAGAACUCCGAUAUCAGCACCCUGUUCCGUCGCCAUGUCUCCGGCGAUCUGUACAUGGUACCCUGGUCCGAGGGCGGCGCGGAGGAAGGCACCGGUCUGAAUGCAGAGACGGAGCUCAUUCGCCCCGAGCUGCUCAAGAUCAUUGACGGCCGCGGCUGGUGGACAUUGGCCUCGCAGCCCGCCGUCAACGGUGUCCGCAGCGACCACCACAUCUUCGGCUGGGGUCCCCAGCGGGAAGGCUUUGUCUUCCAGAAACCUUUCGUCGAGUUCUUCUGUCCAAGCAAGGACUAUGAUACGAUUCUUAAGCCUUUGUUUGCGAAGCACGGCCAUGACAAGCUCGUGUGGUUCGCAACGAACAACACCGGCGCCUUUGAGUCCUCGCUCCCUAUUCAGCCGGCCGAUGUCGAGCUUGACGAUCUGAACUCGAACCCCGACAGCGUUAAUGCCGUCACUUGGGGUGUCUUCCGUGGCAAGGAGAUUGUCACGCCUACCAUCAUCGAAGAAGUUAGUUUCCGCGCCUGGGGCGAGGAAGCCUUCCGCAUCUGGGACGAAUGGCGUCGCAUUUAUCCUCGUGGCUCACCCACCGAGCGCUUCCUGGACACCACCAAGAAUGACACCUGGCUUGUCUGCGUUGUCGGUCAACAAUUCGGCGCAGGUACACCGCAGGGCAGCAAAGAAGAAGAGGAUGAGGUCAAGUGGAUGUGGCGUGUAUUGGCGGGCGAGACUCAGUAA
This is a messenger RNA of Penicillium cataractarum, 2073 nucleotides long. Its product is annotated as methylenetetrahydrofolate reductase (NAD(P)H) MET12. The transcript has 2 exons. Gene Ontology annotation, molecular function: FAD binding; methylenetetrahydrofolate reductase [NAD(P)H] activity. Gene Ontology annotation, cellular component: cytosol. NCBI's taxonomy places the organism in Eukaryota, Fungi, Ascomycota, Eurotiomycetes, Eurotiales, Aspergillaceae. Gene Ontology annotation, biological process: tetrahydrofolate interconversion. Bases 1 to 2073 code for a protein of 690 amino acids. The record is from RefSeq and is a predicted model, not a curated record.